UCCAAAGUCAAGCCCCAACCAGCUCCAAGAUCAAAUCUUCUUUCCUAAACCCUAACGAAAACCCCUCAUUCUCUCUCGCACACCCUCCUUUUCCCAAAACCCAGAAAGGGAAUCAAUCGAGAAUGGGCAGCCAGCAAGCCGCCGUAUCGUUCCUGACGAACCUGGCCAGAGCAGCUUUCGGGCUUGGCGCAUCGGCAACCUUGCUCAACGCAUCGCUUUACACAGUCGACGGUGGAGAGAGAGCCGUCUUGUUUGACAGAUUCAGGGGAGUGCUGGAUGAGACGAUCGGAGAAGGGACACAUUUCCUGGUUCCAUGGCUUCAGAAGCCCUUCAUCUUCGAUAUCCGGACCAGACCUCACACCUUCUCCACCAUCUCGGGAACCAAGGACCUCCAGAUGGUCAACCUCACUCUUCGUCUUCUCUCCCGUCCAGAGGUAUCUCGCCUUCCGUAUAUCUUCCAACACUUGGGUCUGGAGUAUGAUGACAAGGUGCUUCCCUCAAUCGGAAAUGAGGUACUGAAGGCUGUUGUUGCCCAGUUCAAUGCUGAUCAGCUUCUCACUGAGCGGCCCCAUGUGUCAGCGAUGGUCCGAGAGUCACUGAUAAGGCGUGCAAAGGACUUCAACAUUGUGCUGGAUGAUGUAGCAAUUACACACUUGUCUUAUGGAGUGGAGUUCUCGAGGGCAGUUGAGCAGAAGCAGGUGGCACAGCAGGAGGCAGAGAGGUCCAAGUUUGUUGUGAUGAAGGCUGAUCAGGAGAGAAGGGCUGCUGUUAUCAGGGCUGAAGGUGAAAGUGAGUCUGCUCGUCUAAUUUCGGAGGCAACUGCAACCGCUGGUUUUGGGCUAAUCGAACUGAGGAGAAUUGAGGCAUCUAGGGAGAUUGCUUCUACUCUGGCAAGAUCACCCAAUGUGGCAUAUUUGCCUGGUGGGAAAAGCAUGCUUUUUGCCCUGAAUCCAGCCACACGUUGAGAUAUGUGAUGUUUUCUUGUGGAAUCCAGUGAAUAGUUGUCAUAUAGGAAACCCAGAAGGAGAUUUCUGCCAUUUUGAAAGGUUAUCAGCCAUAUUUACUCUGAACAUUGAACUUGUAUCUUAUGGUUGGAUGAGACCCAGCUGCUCGUUUAUUGAUUUUAUUAAUUUCGGACAUGAGUUAUCUAGAGUUUCCUUUGGAUGUAGGAUUAUAACAAUUUGUGGUGAGAAGAAUUUGCAGCAAAAGAAGCUGGCUAAGCUGAAAUUGAUUUUAGUUUGGUUCAGUUCGGUUCAGUU
Molecule: messenger RNA, 1259 nt
Organism: Carica papaya (papaya)
Lineage: Eukaryota; Viridiplantae; Streptophyta; Magnoliopsida; Brassicales; Caricaceae
Product: prohibitin-3, mitochondrial
Biological process (GO): mitochondrion organization
Cellular component (GO): mitochondrion; membrane
Source: RefSeq, a predicted model, not a curated record